Molecule: messenger RNA, 1383 nt
Organism: Lachnellula hyalina
Lineage: Eukaryota; Fungi; Ascomycota; Leotiomycetes; Helotiales; Lachnaceae
Product: Aspartate aminotransferase, cytoplasmic
Exons: 2
Coding region: 1-1383 (460 amino acids)
Biological process (GO): L-aspartate biosynthetic process
Cellular component (GO): cytosol
Molecular function (GO): pyridoxal phosphate binding; L-aspartate:2-oxoglutarate transaminase activity
Source: RefSeq, a predicted model, not a curated record
AUGUCUCCACAAACUUCCAUCAGAAACGAUAACACCCCACAUUCCUCUUUACAUCCUAUAAACUCAACACCACCACCAACAACAUCUUCUUCUUCCCCUCCAAACCUCCGAUUGCAAAGCAUCGCCGGCCACAUGUCUUCCUUUGCAUCAACCAGUUUCCCAGCUGAGGCUGUGCCUCAAGCUCCAGAAGAUCCACUGUUCGGGUUAAUGGCAGCUUACAGAGCUGACACCUCGGACCAAAAAGUAGAUUUGGGCAUUGGCGCAUACCGAGAUAACAAUGCAAAGCCAUGGGUUCUUCCCGUUGUCAAAAAGGCAGACGACAUCCUCCAUUCAGACCCCAGCCUUAACCACGAAUACCUCCCGAUCGCCGGUCUUCAAUCCUUUACCUCUGGCGCAGCAAAGCUGAUCCUGGGCGCCGAUUCCCCAGCUCUCACCGAAAAGCGCGCCUGCAGCAUACAAACCAUCUCCGGCACCGGCGCCGUCCAUCUUGGUGGCUUGUUCAUCAAGAAAUUCUACCCAGGCACGCCCACCGUCUACUUCAGCAAUCCAACAUGGGCCAACCACAACCAGAUCUUCAACAAUAUCCACAUCCCCAUCGCCACCUACCCGUACUUUUCGAAAUCUACAAAGGGCCUGGAUUUUGAUGGCAUGAAGAAUGCUAUCGCUGAUGCGCCCGAUCGCAGCGUGAUCCUCCUACAUGCCUGCGCCCAUAACCCCACGGGCGUAGAUCCUACACAAGACCAGUGGAAAGAACUCGCCGUGCUGCUGAAACAAAAAGAACACUUCCCAUUUUUCGACUGCGCAUACCAAGGCUUCGCAUCUGGGGAUCUAGCCAAGGACGCCUGGGCAGUCAGAUAUUUCGUGGAGCAAGGGUUUGAGAUGUGUAUCGCGCAGUCCUUUGCCAAGAACUUCGGCUUGUAUGGUGAGCGCGCAGGCUGCUUCCAUUUCGUUACCGGUCCCGGCGCAGACUCACAAAAGACCAUUGGGCGCAUUGCUUCUCAACUUACUGUGCUUCAACGCUCCGAGAUCUCGAAUCCACCGGCGUACGGCGCGCGGAUUGCGGGGCUGGUGAUGAAUGACGAAGCGUUGUUUACAGAGUGGGAGGAUAACUUGAGGACUAUGUCUGGGAGAAUCAUUACCAUGAGGAAGGCACUGCGUAGUAAGCUCGAGGAGUUGGAUACACCGGGUACCUGGAAUCAUAUCACGGAUCAGAUUGGUAUGUUCUCAUUUACCGGGCUGAGCGAGGCACAGGUUCUGAAGUUGAGAGAUGUGGCUCACGUCUACAUGACCAAGAAUGGACGCAUCAGUAUGGCGGGACUGAAUACAGGUAACGUAGAUUACUUUGCCAAGGCUGUGGAUAAGGUCGUCCGGGAAAGUUUGUGA